UUCGAGUGUCAGUUCCUCAACGGCACCGAGCGGGUGAGGCUUGUGGAGAGGAAAAUCCACAACCGGCAGCAGUAUGUGCACUUCGACAGCGACGUGGGGCUCUAUGAGGCCGACACCCCCCUGGGCGAGCCUGAUGCCAAGUACUGGAACAGCCAGACGGACUUCCUGGAGCAGAGACGGGCUGCUGUGGACACGUACUGCCGACACAACUACGGGGUGGCGACCCCUUUCACUGUGGAGAGGAGAGGUGAGCGCGUGGCAGAACAUCUCCCCGGGGGACGGGC
This is a messenger RNA of Pygoscelis adeliae (Adelie penguin), 284 nucleotides long. Its product is annotated as HLA class II histocompatibility antigen, DRB1-10 beta chain-like. Gene Ontology annotation, biological process: antigen processing and presentation of exogenous peptide antigen via MHC class II; peptide antigen assembly with MHC class II protein complex; immunoglobulin production involved in immunoglobulin-mediated immune response. The annotation marks the transcript as partial. The record is from RefSeq and is a predicted model, not a curated record. Gene Ontology annotation, molecular function: MHC class II protein complex binding. Lineage: Eukaryota; Metazoa; Chordata; Aves; Sphenisciformes; Spheniscidae. Gene Ontology annotation, cellular component: membrane; MHC class II protein complex. The transcript has a single exon.